AUGAGUGGAAGAGGUAGGAUGCCUGAAGCUAGCGCGGCUAGUGGAAGGACCUCGCCUAUCUCUAAUACUCAAGAUACAUUGGAUGAGGAUGAGAGCUUUUGCUCGAAUCUUAAUCUAAGGUUGAGCACGAAUGCGAGUGCGCUUGGAACAAGUGUAGAUCUCGAGGAGAAUAUAACUAGCAUUAGGGAACUUAUGGAGUACAUAGACAGUGAUAUGGAUCCUGGUAAAAGACUUAGUAAGAUUGGAAGAGAGGGCUUCAAAACCCGAGUUAUGACAGUUGCGUUGGAACUGGCUAAUUUGGCAGGCCAGAAUAAAAUUUUAAAAGAAGAGAUGGAAAGAUUGAGGAAAGAGGCAAAAGUAGAGAAAACAUCGUAUGCUAAAGUGACGGCGCAACCCGCAAUGGUAGCAAGAACGGAUACUGAAAAGAAAAUCGCAAUGCGUGGAGAGGACAACACCCUCUUCAUAACGUGCGAUAAGGCAACAACAGGAAAAAAAGGGCAAGAGGAGUUGACCAAAGUUUUGAAUCCUAGGACAUCCAGAGUUCGUAUCAAUAGAAUGAAAGCAACAGGUAAAGCGCUCAUUAUAGAAGCAGCCAGCAAAGAGGACCUUGAAAAGAUAAAAAAUCACGAUCAAGUAAAGAAACACUUUAAAUGCGAAUUACCUCGUAAACGAAAGCCACUUGUCAUUAUCUAUGAUGUGUCUAGUUCAGCCAAAGAGGAGGACGUAAUUGAAGACAUACGUUCUCAGAACUUCGAAAACAUGACAGAGGAACAGUUUGCAGAAGGGUUCAAAAUCCGAUUCAAAACAGGUCCAAGGGGUAGAGCAACUGUACACUAUGUAGCAGAAGUCUCCCCUGAUAUUAGGAAUAGAUUGAUACGAAACAGGAUACACAUUGGAUUCUCAGCGGUCAACGCCAAGGACUACAUAGUAGUGGCAAAAUGCAUGAAGUGCCAAGAUUUAGGCCAUGUGGCCAAACAUUGCACAAAAGAGAUGGCUUGCGGCCAUUGCGGGAAUGCGCAUGAAUGCAAGAAUUGCGACAAAACUGGACAGGCAAAGAUUUGUAUACCUUGCAAAAGCAGAGGUAAAGCAAACUGUGGCAAAGAGCAGAGAGAUUGUCCAACUUACAAGAUGUUAGUGGAUCGUUUGAUCCAAAAAACUGAUUAUGGUAGUUAA
Molecule: messenger RNA, 1173 nt
Organism: Diabrotica virgifera virgifera (western corn rootworm)
Lineage: Eukaryota; Metazoa; Arthropoda; Insecta; Coleoptera; Chrysomelidae
Exons: 1
Coding region: 1-1173 (390 amino acids)
Molecular function (GO): nucleic acid binding; zinc ion binding
Source: RefSeq, a predicted model, not a curated record